UCUGAGAUACACAAAACGACGUGUAGUUUUUAUAAAAAGGAUAUGGUUAUUUUUUACUCGACUAUGAUUUUCCACAUAAGUUGUACACAAUAUUCAAAGCAAAAUCAUUGCUUGUGUUAAAAAAAAUAUGCAUUUUAAUCAUUACUUGUUUGAUUUUUAACUCUUGAAUUUUGUAUUAUAAAGUCAAACAUUUUAAAUGCACAAUCUAAGUUUUGAUUUCACUUCACUUUUGCAUAAUAUUCCACCCUACUUUUUAGUGAUUGGAUGGAAUUUAAUUGCUUGUUGAGUCCAACUAAUAACCCAUUUAGAGCAUGGGAUGACCAAAAGGGGCAAAUAAAUAGAGACAAAUCUAAAUGUUGAGUUGGCAAGAUAACACAUUUUAAGGGUCUAAGGUUCUAAUGAAUGAGUUAUAAAAAGCUUCAUGAGUUUGAUUUGGAGUAAUGAAAGUACUUUUAUGUUGUGUGAAUAGAUGAGCAUGUUUAUUAUUCUACCAAAGAACAUGUCUUUUACUGUUUUGUAGUCAUUGAUUGUUGUAGUAUUAUCGUUAUGGUUUUCUGUUGCUGAUAAUGCAAACUCAACUAGGUGCAUUUCAGGUAUCAAGAAGAAGGGAUUCCUUGAGAUUGUUACAAUUUUAUUUACUCAUUAGCCUUAGGGAUUCACAUUAUUUUACUUUCUCCUUGGAACAUUGUAAAAACACCAAAUCAAUCAAAAUAAUGCAUGCCCACAUAAUUGUUUGUGGUCAUAACCAAAACCCAUUUACUGCUUCUAAGCUGGCUGGCAAGUACAUUGAGCACUCCAGUAAUGACUCAAUUAUGGAUGAUGCACGGAAGGUGUUUGAUAGUUUGCUUAAGAGAGAUGUUUUCUUGUGGAAUGUUGUAAUUCAAGGUUAUGCCAAAAAGGGUCCUUUUGUAGAAGCCAUUGAUAUGUAUUGUAGAAUGCGGCGAAGUGGUAUAUUACCGAAUAAUUACACGUACCCUUAUGUGUUGAAGGCCUGUGGUGCCAUGAAAGAUUGGAAGAACGGUCAAGUUGUGCAUGGACAUGCUGUUUUAUCUGGUCUUCACUCAGAUUUGUUUGUUGGGAAUGCUCUUGUUGCUUUUUAUUCCAAGUGUCAGGAAGUUGAAGUGUCCAGAAAAGUGUUUGAUGGUAUUGCUCAGAAAGACAUUAUAAGUUGGAAUUCCCUGAUUUCAGGGUACGCUGCAAAUGGGUACGUGGAUGAAGCCCUCAUGGCUUUCUGCACCCUGCUGCGAGAUCGAACAACAUGCUCUCUGAACCACUCCACUCUCGUUAGCACUCUUCCUGCUUGUGUCCAAGCAUCGGCAAUUCAAGUUGGCUUGUGGAUUCAUUCUUACAUUAUAAAGACAGGCAUGGAGGUAGAUGUGACUUUAAGCAGUGGCCUUAUCUCAAUGUAUGCAAACUGCGGCCAAGUAAGCAUUGCCAGAGAAGUGUUUGUUCAAACCAGAGAUAAGAGCUUAGAAGUGUGGAGUGCAAUGAUAAGGUGUUAUGGAAUGCAUGGACAUGCAGAUGAGGCAGUCCAGAUGUUUUCGCAGUUUUUAGAUUUCGGAUUAUACCCGGAUGGUGUUAUGUUUUUGUGUUUGUUGUGCGCAUGUAGUCAUGCAGGUAUGGUGGAAAAAGGCUGCCAAAUUUUUGAAAAAAUGGAGGAAUAUGGAGUGGUGAAAAGCCAAAAGCAUUAUGCUUGUAUGGUAGAUCUCUUCGGUCGAGCAGGGUUUAUAGACCAGGCUAUUGAGUUUAUCAGGAACAUGCCAUUGCAGCCAGGGAAAGAUGUUUAUGGUGCUCUGCUUGGUGCUUGUAGAAUGCAAAACGAUACAAAACUUGCCGAAGAACUUGCGAAAAGAUUGCUGGUGGUAGACCCUGACAAUGCUCAGCAGUACAUAACUAUGGCGAGUUUGUAUGAAGAGAAAGGGCGAUGGGAGGAGGCGGCUAGAUUAAGAGAGGAGCUGAGAGAGAAGAAUAUAAGGAAGUUGACUGGCACUAGCUUAAUUCACCGGAUUUGAAAUUCAUUGGAGAGGUUAGAGGUCUAAUCUCUAAGAUUCUUUUCUUCUUUCUAAUGCAAAUGAUGAAUUUAGUACAUAAAUGGAUAUUUUCCUCUUAACCCCACAGCUGUAAAAGAUUGCAAUGUGACUAGAGCCUUACAAGUUCCUGGCAAGUUUGCAU
This is a messenger RNA of Humulus lupulus (European hop), 2172 nucleotides long. RefSeq names its product pentatricopeptide repeat-containing protein CRR2, chloroplastic-like. Gene Ontology annotation, molecular function: RNA binding; protein binding. NCBI's taxonomy places the organism in Eukaryota, Viridiplantae, Streptophyta, Magnoliopsida, Rosales, Cannabaceae. The transcript has a single exon. The record is from RefSeq and is a predicted model, not a curated record. The coding region runs from base 567 to 2012 and encodes 481 amino acids. Gene Ontology annotation, biological process: RNA modification.